Messenger RNA from Ochlerotatus camptorhynchus, 849 nucleotides. RefSeq lists its product as uncharacterized. The record is from RefSeq and is a predicted model, not a curated record. The coding region runs from base 1 to 849 and encodes 282 amino acids. The transcript has 4 exons. Gene Ontology annotation, biological process: sensory perception of smell; detection of chemical stimulus involved in sensory perception of smell. NCBI's taxonomy places the organism in Eukaryota, Metazoa, Arthropoda, Insecta, Diptera, Culicidae. Gene Ontology annotation, molecular function: odorant binding; olfactory receptor activity. Gene Ontology annotation, cellular component: plasma membrane.
AUGAAUGUGAAAUUUUUCAGUUUGGAUAUAAUACAAGAUAAAACAGUGAAGAAAGCGUUGAAACCAAGCGCCAUGUUGAAUAAUGUUCUACUCACGCUCACCAUUUACGGAUACUGCGUGCUCGUUGGUAUCAUUGGGCUAGCGCCAAUGGUUUAUGGAUUGAUAACAUCCAAGCAAGUUCUCUCAUUUGGUUUCGAGGCAAUUCAUUCCGAUGCAUGGUCAGCGUACGCGGUGAACAGUUUAUUCCAAGCCAAUUGUGCUUACUAUGUGGCAUUCCUUACAAUUGUUACCGAUGGGACAUUUAUUUUAUAUCUUCUCACUGCCACUGGACAAAUCGAUGCUAUCAUAGGACUUCUGAAACAGUUGGAUGCUAUGAUGAUGCUAGAGCUUGAAGGACAAAUAAUCGACAAUCAAUUGCAGAAAAUAAUCAAGUUUCAUCAACACCAUCAACUCUUCAUGAGACAAGUGGAAAAUGAACUAAAUUUAUACUUUUUGAUCUCAAUAGCUUCACUUUGUUUCAACAUGUCAAUCUCGUUGGCUGCUUUCGUAUUGAUUGAUUGGUACCUCGGCAUAGUGGUUUUCUGCUUUGCCUCAUCCCAGAUAUUUUACAUGUGUUUUCUUGGAUCUUAUUAUGAAACGAAGAGUGAUAUUCUUAUAACAGAAAUUGGCUCGUUCGAUUGGUAUAAGUUGUCGUUGAAGAAUAAAAAAUCAGUCAAAUUCCUGCUAGCUGCAACCCAAGCCCCCAUCAUCUUGACUGCCAUUUUGGAAAAUCUGAAUGUGGCUGCAUAUUUGAAGAUACAUAAAACUGUUUAUUCCGCAUUGAUGCUGUUGCUACGCGUCAAAGAUUAA